AUGAAAUGCGUUUGUGACAAGUGCUGGAGUGGAGAAUACUGUGAUAUAUCAGUUUUAGAAGACAUUCGUUUCAGUAAGAAGGUUUUCGAAUUCCAUGUUCUACGAAAUGUGACCGAAACUCCAAAUGAAAUUCUUGGGCAUCUUACACUCGAUGGAAUGCCUAUUGAUGAAGUGAAUGAAUGUGGUGGUCAGAUUUAUUUCGUUCUUGAAGCAAAGACAGACUGCAGAUUUUUGCCUUUCUAUGUGGAAAAUAGAACAGGUUUUAUUCGUUCCAAAGGAUUAAAAAAUUACUGGAUAAAUCAUUCAUCUUUGGAAUUAUCAGUUAACGUAAAACUGUUUAUUACUCCUGAUAAGGAAAUGGAUGCAUCACAAGUUGUCGUGUAUUGGAAUUCUCCUCCUUCAGUGGUGUCCAAAAGAAGUACCAAUCCUGUCGGAAAUGACCUACGAAUAACAACCAGUUAUUCAAAAACCACUGCCUGGUGUAUCGGUGAAUUCAUUAUACUGACUGUUCAGCUUGGUUUACCUUCUGGUACUACUUCGAUAGCUGUGAAAAUGUCUGCUCCUACCUACAAUUCUGCAUUCUACGGUUUUACAGAAUUCAUUGGCAUCUCUGACAUUGGCGCACGAAUUCUUAACAGAAAUUUCACCGUCAAUGUGAUGAAUGUUACAGGAAAUAGUACUUCUGAUCGUAAAACUGUCACUACAACUGUUAGCCUAUCAGACCUCAUUGUGGAUGAUAUACCAAAUUAUACAGAGGAUUAUACACUGGCAAUACAAUUCAUUGUUGGUUUAUGGCCUCAGAGUUCAACAAUACAAGGAAAAUCGGUUAAUACGCAAUGUGAUGUUUAUAGGGAUAAUUUAACACAGACUAAUGUUACCACUAAUACAGUCGGUAGUGUAUGUCCUGUUUCUUCACCAGAUCUAACAAUUUUAUCAAAUAUUGCUUAUAUUGUUCCUGGAGAUAUAGUACUUUUUGAAGCUGAAGUACUUCUGGUAUCUGAGAUGGGAAAUUAUAUGUUUUCCGUAUACACAAUCGGUCAAUCAGCUACCAUUAGCAACUUUAACAUUACUCUAAAAAACGGAAUGAGCUACACACAAGGACCUGGAACAAGGCAGUAUAAAGAUGGAGUAUUGAAGAAAUGUGUUCUGGCGAAGCAGAUCGAUAUCGAUGUCAUUGGACUGAAAAGUAUAUAUGCAAUGGCAUUAUCUUUACCAAAAUCAGAUCGUUCGGUCAGACUUGUAGCCUACAUCCAAACCACAUCGUUUGCUUCAACAAGAGCUAUACUUGGAUUUAGGAUGCGUCAUUCUGUAACAAAUGUUCUUUUCCAAGAGGUUCAAGUGCCUAUUAUUGCUGAUUAUAGAAAUUUCAAAACUGUAUUGCAGCCGUCGAUGGAUUUAUCUAUGGACCCGAACCCAGUUGAAGUUGAAAAGUUUGCUGAAGUCCAGGUGACUGUAAACAUUCCACCUUCAUCUAAGCAGUUGUAUGCGUUUGAAGUAAGUUUAACACGAGCCAUUUUGGGUGAAAUAUGUUAUGCAAGCGUUACUGAAGUUGGAUCAGGAAUCACAACACGAAUACCAGGAAUGAGAUUACACGUGGAGUAUGAAAUGCAAAAGCUGACAUUACUUCGAACACUUGCAACGGCGCAUAUUGGAGUAUUAGAAAAUCCAACAAAUAGUAGCCAAGAUUAUUAUAUUGUGUUCAAAAUUGUAGUGAAGGCACGUUCAGAUCCAGCUUAUCCAACUGUCACUGAUACUCAAAUUGAUACAAGAUUUCUUAUCAUGGGAUCAUCUCGGAGACAAGAUUCUAUUAUAUUUUCUAUUAUCAAUACAGCGAUUCCACCAAUUACGGCAGUUAAUUCCCCUCAAAUAAAUAUUUACAGAUCAGAGCCACUACAAACAGAACCAAUGGAUACAUAUCAAGCAAUAGUGAAUGCUGAGAUCAGUUGGUCUGAACAGGUUAUAUAUAGUCCAAUAAAGUUUACACUUUCAAUUAUGGGCUCCAGUUCAACUGUAUUGGAACAAAAAUUUAUUUCCAUCGGAAGGUCACUACUUACUUUAGUUCCUAUCAACGCAAACAUGUCAGUUGUAAACAAUAUUGCAGUCAUCGAAUUCCCCUCAAUUUAUGUUGAUUCUACAUUGAAUAACUAUGAUGCCAAACUAACUCUUUGGUAUGCAAUCAAGAUCAUUGGAACAGCAAAAUUUUCAGCAAAACUGGAUGUAUCUAUUGGAGCUUAUUUAGUCAGUGGUCAGGUUGCUUUUUCACCGAUUGCAUUUUCAGCCCCUCCACAACUGACAAGUAGUCAAGUUCCGUAUUGGACACUUGAAAGUUUGGCAACUUCACGCAGUGAAACCAGUGUUAUCCGCGGGGGAUUCAACUUACUCUCUGUCAAUCUAGUUAUAGAUUCCAGAGCAAGGCAGUCAUACAGAAUUCAGAUUUACCUUUUUCAACUUUUGGAUAUUUUAGCAAUGAUGCAACCAAAAAUCCUUGACACUGGUAGUGCUGUUUGUGCAUCUGGAUUUCAAGUAACUUUUACUGCUACUAAUUUAGAAAUAAACAUGGGUUCUCUGUAUUUUGAAAAUAAUGAAAACCCAACUAAAUCGAAAGCUGAAAAGUCAGCAAUCAACAUUCUCAUACCAAUGAAUGUGAAUACGAUGGCUACUUCAUAUGUUUCAGUACGUUUCACUCUCUUUUAUGGAAGUCAAAGUAGUCUAACUUAUGUGAAUGUAAAUGUUCUUCCAUCUGAGGCACGCGUACCAAGCUCAACAAUCGCCUAUCAGAUAGAUGCUCCCAGCUACUAUGACAAACCAAAUGAACGAACCUACCCAGUAAUACCAGGACAGUUGGUUCGAUAUCACUACAGAAUUAGUCUGCCGAAUACAAUGUGUGCUACAUUCUCAAUGACAUUUACAAUACUGUCUAAUAUUUGGCCUGUUGAUAUGAUUGGUGCUACUCUUGUGGGUUACAGUGAAUUUAUAUGGUUCAGUGGUGCUGUUAAUCCUGUAAUAAGCAUAAGCGGUGGUGCGAUAAAAAACACGGCAACCGUUGCUAUGGGAACGAUAUGUGUUCCUGAAACUUUUGAUAAUCAGAUCCUUCUCGAUCUUUUUCUUCGUCCACGAAACACUUUUGACAACAGCCUAACACCUGGUAAUCAAACAGUAUCUAUCAAUGGUCAGCUGACAGCAAGCACGAUAAGUGGAGCUUUAUCUUUACCGUUAACCUCCUUUGUUAUUGAUCCGGACUACAUUAUAAGUGAAAGAAUUAUCAAGCUUCCUCCAAUCGAUAACAAUAAAUACUUACUCAUGAUUAAAAAUAUUACCACUGGGAGCUUAUUUCAACCAGGUGUCUGGCAAAGAAUCACAUUCAAUCUUCAAGUCCCUAUUGCUUCAUAUAUGCCCAAUUUAUCUAUUAUCAUCGGUGGUGCUAAUGACAGUGUUGAAAUGGAAUCAGCAUUUACUGUAAACGGUGUGUCUUUGACAUUUGGAUCUAAUUUGGCAGCAUUGCGUAAUGUACAACCUAAAUAUGUAUACACAUCAACAUAUAAAUAUGGACAGCAAGAUAAAUUAGAAGUGAUAUUGGGAAAUGUUAUCAACCCAGGCUUCAAUUUACAACCUGAUUCAUCUACAUUAGCAGAAAAUGACAUCGGUGUUAGUGUGUCAAUACGCUUGGCUGAUAGUAAAUUUGCCUCAAAUGGAUCAGUGAUCAACCUUCCUAUUUCUGCUCAGUUUGGCAGCAUUAAAGCUGUUUCACAAAUGGGAGGUAUAGUUUUUAGAGAUGGUAAGGAGACGCUUAAUUUAGUGAUGGACUUCGUAAAUUCCGAUUUGAGUAUGACUGGUAUGACGUAUCUUCCAAACGAUAUCAUAAAUCUCACAGUUGGGAUCCGUAUGCUAAACACUUCAAAAAUGGAAUGUUCAAAACAACUUUUAAAUAUUUAUCAUAGUAUGGCUGUGAAGUCAGCCGAGAUUUCUUAUUCGCUUCCGACAGAUUCUCUUCAGUUUAAACCAAAUGCAACUGUAAUAGGCAGAGGAUUUACACGUUUCGAAACAACUGGUUUCCGUUUCGACAAUAACAUAACUCUUGGAUUAAAAUUGACUUUAAACGAUGUAGUAACAUUUCCUGGUAGUAAAACAGAGGCAAAUCUAACUAUCAUUGGUGAACUAGUUUGCCUAAUCUACAAUCGUAAUCCAACCACAAUGAAUGCUUGUAAAACUUCACCAGUGAAGAGAAUUAUGAAAAGUGUUGUCGUAAAGGUUAGAAGGUCAACAACAACAACGGGUGAAACAGGCGCAGUUUGUGAAGAAAAUCUAGGCCUAUCUAACACUCAAGUGAUUCAACCAUGCCAGAUCACCACAUUUGCAGCACCUUAUGCUGGUUUCCUAAAAGAAGAAAUACGGCCAACUUCGAUUGUCGGAUUCAAACCACUUCUACGUCCAGGACCUUCCCAAAUAUUACGUUAUGUCAAUAUUUUAUUCGGAAGACAAACAAAUAUUAGUCGAAUAGACGUUAGCAUGAAAGUAGUGACUAACAGAAUUAAACAAGUGAUUCUAAUGGGGACCAACGAUGGUAAAGCGUUCUUCAAUGUUAAAACAGUGACAGUCUCCUAUAAAAAUGCAACUUAUGGACAAAUACUCCUUAGGCCUUAUUUUGUUUCAAGGGGAAUACGUUUAAUUGUUAGUGAAACAGAUCAUGAAUACAUAGAUGUCUCAUUCACACUUGAACUUUACGGGUGCAGAUCGGUUCUAGAACCACAAAUAUUUGACCCAUGUAAUCUUAAAAGUGUUUACGUCGAACCGUCGAAUACAGGUUUACGCAGAUUCCUCUAUGUCUCUGGUUACCUGUUCUACUGUGAUAGAUUCACUACGGAGACACGGUGCUAUGUAACACACGAGACUUCUAAUACGAAGUGGACAGAUAUGGGACCACAUGUUACAAGGAUUCUAAGCUAUGUAACUCCACAGAAUAUUUUAAUUGCUCAAGGUUCAGGUCAUAACAGUAUGUUAAUAAGUAGUGACUUUGGGAAGAAAUGGAAUUCAACGAAUUUUCGUACACAAGGAAAACUAAUCAAGGAUUCAAUAUCUCAAAUUAAUGCAACUUUAAUAUCUUUGACUAUGACCGCUGGAAAAUUUGAUCAGAAUAUUACCGGCACCUCGUGUCAACUGUAUCAACAAGGUUCAUUUAAAUGUAAGUUCACUAUUCACCUCUACAAAAUUUAA
This is a messenger RNA of Trichobilharzia szidati, 5211 nucleotides long. NCBI's taxonomy places the organism in Eukaryota, Metazoa, Platyhelminthes, Trematoda, Strigeidida, Schistosomatidae. The record is from the annotation of a GenBank genome assembly.